Molecule: messenger RNA, 3178 nt
Organism: Nicotiana attenuata
Lineage: Eukaryota; Viridiplantae; Streptophyta; Magnoliopsida; Solanales; Solanaceae
Product: heat shock 70 kDa protein 15-like
Exons: 10
Coding region: 232-2781 (849 amino acids)
Biological process (GO): protein folding
Cellular component (GO): cytosol; nucleus
Molecular function (GO): ATP binding; ATP-dependent protein folding chaperone
Source: RefSeq, a predicted model, not a curated record
AUCCCUCACUCGCCCUACUACUAGUACUAGUACUAGAAAGAAAGAAAAACCCCUCUCAUUUCAGCAUCCUCUGUUUUGCUACAAAAAAUACAAGGACAAAACAGAGGAACCUACGUGGAAUAUUCCAGAAGCCGCCGUUACACCACCGGUCAAGCGAUCCUUCCUACACCUCAGCCUCGUCGUCUGUAAGGUAAUUUAUAUUUCUGUUGGAAAUUGAGCGAGGCAGCAAAGAUGAGUGUGGUUGGUUUUGACUUUGGGAAUGAGAGUGGUAUUGUUGCAGUGGCAAGGCAGAGAGGAAUUGAUGUUGUACUUAAUGAUGAAUCGAAGAGGGAAACCCCAGCUAUUGUUUGCUUUGGUGAGAAGCAACGGUUUCUUGGGACAGCAGGUGCUGCAUCAAGCAUGAUGAAUCCGAAGAAUACAAUAUCUCAGAUAAAGAGGUUAAUAGGACGGAAAUUCUUAGAUCCUGAGCUGCAAAGAGAUCUUAAGGCAUUGCCAUUCUCGGUGACUGAAGGGCCUGAUGGAUAUCCUUUGAUCCAUGCACGUUAUUUGGGGGAAAUGAGAUCUUUUACACCCACCCAAGUUCUUGGAAUGGUGUUUUCAGAUCUGAAGAUUAUAGCGGAGAAAAAUCUUAAUGCAGCAGUAGUUGAUUGUUGUAUUGGGAUCCCUGUAUAUUUCACUGAUCUUCAGAGAAGAGCUGUUAUGGAUGCAGCUACCAUUGCUGGCUUGCACCCUCUCCGUCUAUUCCAUGAGACAACAGCAACUGCAUUGGCUUAUGGUAUAUACAAGACAGAUCUGCCAGAAAAUGACCAACUAAAUGUAGCUUUUGUUGACAUUGGACAUGCAAGCAUGCAAGUUUGCAUUGCAGGCUUCAAGAAAGGCCAGCUGAAGAUAUUGGCUCAUUCAUUUGACAGAUCACUUGGAGGAAGGGAUUUCGAUGAAGCCCUCUUCCAACAUUUUGCUGCAAAAUUCAAGGAAGAAUACAAAAUCGAUGUUUUCCAGAAUGCAAGGGCUUGUAUUAGGCUUCGAGCUGCUUGUGAAAAGUUGAAAAAGGUUCUUAGCGCAAACCCUGAGGCACCUUUGAGUAUAGAGUGUUUAAUGGAUGAGAAGGAUGUCAGAGGGUUCAUCAAGAGAGAGGAAUUUGAGCAGAUCUGCAUUCCAAUAUUGGAGAGAGUAAAAAAACCAUUGGAGAGAGCUCUUUUAGGAGCUGGACUUACUACUGAUAAUGUUCAUUCUGUUGAGGUUGUUGGCUCAAGCUCGCGAGUGCCUGCGAUGAUGAGAAUUCUGACCGAGUUCUUUGGGAAAGAACCAAGGAGGACCAUGAAUGCUAGUGAGUGUGUGGCAAAAGGAUGCGCGCUGCAGUGUGCUAUUCUCAGUCCUACCUUUAAAGUUCGAGAAUUUCAGGUCAAUGAGAGCUUCCCUUUCCCAAUUGCUUUGUCAUGGAAGGGCUCUGCUCCAGAUGCACAAAAUGGAGCAGCAGAGAAUCAACAGAGCACAGUUGUUUUCCCUAAGGGAAAUCCGAUACCAAGUGUGAAAGCUUUGACAUUCUACAGAUCUGGCACAUUUACAACUGAUGUACAAUAUGCUGAUGUGAGCGAACUGCAGGCACCAGCAAAGAUCAGUACUUACACGAUUGGACCAUUCCACUCUACUAAGGGUGAACGGUCCAAAUUAAAGGUUAAAGUACGGCUAAACCUUCAUGGUAUUGUCUCAGUUGAGUCGGCAACUCUUUUGGAAGAAGAAGAGGUUGAAGUCCCAAUUGUAAAAGAGGAACCUAUUAAAAUGGAUACAGAUAAUGCUUCAGUUGAUGCUGCUCCUUCAGCUACUGCUGAAACUGACGAAAACAUGCAAGAUGCUAAAGGAGCUGCAGAUGCUUCAGGGGUUGAAAACGGUGUUCCAGAAUCUGGAGACAAACCUGUCGAAAUGGCUACAGACACGAAGGCUGAAGCCCCAAAGAAGAAGGUGAAGAAGACAAAUGUACCAGUGACUGAAUUAGUUUAUGGGGCAUUGGCAGCUGCUGAUGUGCAGAAGGCUGUGGAGAAAGAAUUUGAAAUGGCUCUCCAGGACCGUGUCAUGGAAGAGACAAAGGACAAGAAGAAUGCUGUUGAGGCCUAUGUUUAUGAUAUGAGGAAUAAGCUGCACGACAAAUAUCAAGAGUUUGUAGUGGAUUCAGAAAGAGAACAAUUUAUUGCUAAACUUCAAGGGGUGGAAGACUGGUUGUAUGACGAUGGGGAGGAUGAGACCAAGGGCGUUUACAUUGCGAAGGUUGAGGAACUUAAGAAGCAAGGUGACCCAAUUGAGCAAAGAUACAAGGAGUACACAGAGAGGGGAUCUGUAAUAGAUCAACUUGCUUAUUGCAUUAACAGUUAUAGAGAGGCGGCAAUGUCAAAUGAUCAAAAGUUUGAUCACAUUGAUUUAGCAGACAAGCAGAAGGUUCUUAAUGAGUGCGUUGAAGCUGAGGCUUGGUUGAGAGAGAAAAGACAGCAGCAGGAUUCUCUUCCAAAGCAUGCAAACCCUGUUCUUUUGUCGGCAGAUGUUAGGAGGAAAGCAGAAUCACUUGACAAGAUUUGUCGGCCUAUAAUGAUGAAACCUAAGCCAGCUAAGCCGGCAACUCCUGAAACACCUACACAUGCACCUGCUGAAGGAGGUGAGCAACAGCCUCAGGAUGCGGAGAGUCCUAAUCCACAUUCCAACAAUAACACAAAUGCUGGUGACGCUGAUGGUGCUGAAUUACCCCCAACUGCUGCCGAGCCAAUGGACACAGACAAAUCUGAGGCCAAAUAAAGUGCUUCAUGAGCUUGGUGGUUGGUUUGAUCUUCAGAUUCUUUAUGCAGCCUAAGAUGUGGUUUCAUGCUAUCACUUUUGGCUUUUGAGGCUUAUCUUUGAAGGUUCUUAGCGGAACACUAUAUUUCCUCAGUGAGAUAGGUUCGGCCAUCUUUGUAGUGGGAUGGUCAGCAAUUAUAUUAUUAUUCACAGGGUGACUUUUUUAUAAUCCUGUUUCUUCAGGGGUUUUUGAGGGAGUUCGAUUGCAUUCCCAAUUUUCUUGUUACUAAAUUAUUUACACCCGAGUCAUGUUUGUCUUUUUAUAAGCAAGAAUUGAUGUGUAUCCGGAACCAGGAACCUUGGCAUUCUUUUACGCUUUAUUGUAUUGGUAUAAUGGAGUUUACGUGUCAAUUCAAGA